GUUGAACCCAUCCUAGACCAAAUCCCGGGAGUGGGGUGGGGGCUGGGCCCCCUCAGGGCAGGGUCCCGACGCUCCAGCCGUCCUGUAGUCCCCAGCUGGGAGUCCCUGAUGCGCGCCAGCUGCGUACGCGGCGGAGACCCCACACCUGCCGGAGUCUUCUCUACCCCCAGCUGUGAGGCCAAAACUUCCCCAAUCCCGGAAGGCGCCCCACCCCAGCUGCGGCCGGGCCCCGUCUCCCUGCAGCUGCGGGACUGAGCACCUCGAGCCGAGAGGCCCGCGACUAGGCAGCUGCUGUGAUCAGCUCUCAAACAGAAAGGACAGGAUCCAGCCAUAUCUCAAUGGACCCCAGGGGUAUCUUGAAGGCAUUUCCCAAGCGGAAGAAAAUUCACACCAAUUCACCAUCAAAAGCACUUGCAAAGAUUCCCAAGAGGGAACACGGAGAAGCAGCAGGAGAGUGGCUGAGCUCCCUGCGGGCCCAUGUUGUGCCCACUGGCAUUGGGCGAGCGCGGGCAGAAGUCUUCGAGAAGCAGAUUAUCCAGCACGGUGGCCAGAUAUGCCCUGCCCAGGCAGCAGGGAUCACUCACAUUGUGGUGGAUGAAGGCAUGGACUAUGAGCGAGCCCUCCGCAUCCUUAGACUGCCUCAGCUGCCGCCAGGUGCUCAGCUGGUGAAGUCAGCCUGGCUAAGCUUGUGCCUACAGGAGAGAAGGCUGGUAGACACGGCAGGAUUCAGCAUUUUCAUCCCCAACAGGUGCCUGGACCAAACACAGCUCAGCAAGGCAGAUCAAGACUCUUCUACUCCUCCUGGAGCCCGUGAGCCUCUGCUCAGGACAGCCCUCUCCCCUCCUCCUUCUCCUGCCAGACCUGUAUCUCCUCCCCGGAGGGCAGAAGAGGCUCCAAGCACCCAAGUCCAGCCUGGCUUUGAUGAUGAAAUCAGUGAUGGGGAAGAGACCCAGGUUAGCGCAGCUGAUCUGGAAGCCUUGAUCAGUGGCCACUACCCUACCCUCCUUGAGGAAGAUGGUGAGCCUUGCCCAGCUCCGAAGGGCCUGGAUAAGUGGGUCUGUGCACAGCCUUCAAGCCAGAAGGCAACCAACCACAACCGUCACAUCACAGAGAAACUGGAAGUGCUGGCUAAAGCCUACAGUGUUCAGGGAGACAAGUGGAGGGCCCUGGGCUAUGCCAAGGCCAUCAAUGCCCUCAAGAGCUUCCACAAGCCUGUCACCUCCUACCAGGAGGCCUGCGGUAUUCCCGGGAUUGGAAAGCGGAUGGCUGAGAAGAUCAUAGAGAUCUUAGAGAGUGGGCAUCUACGGAAGCUGGAUCAUAUCAGCGAGAGUGUGCCUAUCUUGGAGCUCUUCUCCAACAUCUGGGGAGCUGGAACCAAGACUGCCCAGAUGUGGUACCAUCAGGGUUUCCGGAGCCUAGAAGACAUCCGCAACCAGGCCUCCUUGACUACCCAGCAGGCCAUUGGCUUGAAGCAUUACAAUGACUUCCUGGAACGCAUACCCAGGGAGGAGGCCACAGAGAUUGAGCAGACAGUCCAGAAAUCAGCUCAGGCCUUCAACCCUGGGCUGCUGUGUGUGGCAUGUGGUUCGUACAGACGGGGGAAAGCAACCUGUGGUGAUGUGGACGUGCUGCUCACUCACCCAGAUGGCCGAUCUCACCAGGGCAUCCUCAGUCGCCUCCUUGACAGCCUUCGGCAGCAAGGAUUCCUGACUGAUGACUUAGUGAGCCAGGAGGAGAACGGCCAGCAGCAGAAGUACCUGGGUGUGUGCCAGCUCCCAGGGCCAGGGCGGCGGCACCGACGACUGGACAUCAUCGUUGUGCCCUACAGCGAGUUUGCCUGCGCCCUGCUCUACUUCACUGGCUCUGCCCAUUUCAACCGCUCCAUGCGGGCUCUGGCCAAGACCAAGGGCAUGAGCUUAUCAGAGCAUGCCCUCAGCACAGCUGUGGUCCGGAACACCCAAGGCCUCAAGGUGGCGUCUGGCCGAGUGCUGCCCACCCCAACUGAGAAGGAUGUCUUCAGGCUCUUAGGCCUGCCCUACCGAGAACCAGCUGAGCGGGACUGGUGACCCAUGGCUGCAGGGGAGGGGAUGCCAAACUGGACCAGCACCCCACCUGGCCAUCCAGUACUCCCUUCUCCCCUCAGCUGGCUGAACCUCACUGCUUCAACUGCCAGCUCCCUGGGCCUGAGGGAAAGGGCCAGCCUGGCUCCCAGGGUGUGCACAGCCCUCUCCCUGACAGGAGCAUGCUGCUUUCCCUUCUACCUCACCACUGGCCCUGGCCCCUGGCCACAUUCUAGGCAGGAACAGGCAGCUGGUCUGCAGCCAGCUUCCUGUGCCGAAGGCCCAGGCAUUCACACUUCCCUGCCCUAAGGAGGGUCUAGCUGCUGGGGGUGGGAUGGGGCUGCAGGGGGAGAAGCAAGCAGCUGUGGCCCAGCAUCACCCAAGACCCCUUGGAGAGGAGAAUGAGCCAUUCCACAUGUACUCCCUCCACCCACCCCACUUCCUGUGCAGCUGGAGGUGUGUGGCGGGGGCACCCCCGGCCUGGUGAGGACAGCAUUUGAAGGCUCAGGGGCCCAGUAAAGUGCAUUUGACAUUUAACCUGCCUGGUGUCUUGAGCUGCUGCAGCCCUUACCUGCCAUCUGACUCCUGGGCAGGGACAGAGAUGGGAGCUGAAUGAGAGCCCAGAAAGGCAAGUGAACUGCUCUCCACACAGGCCAGGCCCGAGGCAACUCCUGAACUCAGAAAGUGGUAGGGUGGACGUUAAAAGAGAGAAUUCAUGGAGUCAGGCAUUAGGUGCUCGUAUCUACCCGUCAGCAUCUCCUGUGAGCCCUGCCCUAGAACAGGCUAUCUGGGGACAUGAAUAACCGUGAUGGGACUCAUUAGGAAUAGCUAAAUGGUGAUCUCUGUGCCACUGACAGGGCUGAGGCAGUCAGGGAAGGCUGCCUGGAGGAGAGGAAGGGGGGCCUGGCAGGGAAAUAACCUGUUUGAAGUAGGGUGAGCGGCUCUGGGAACAACUAAGGAACACACGUUAGAGAGGAUGCUGUAUGCCAGGAGUCAGGAGAAGGCCGGGCUGCUAGAGGACGGAAGUCCAGCUUAGGGGCUUAGUUUGAUAGAGCAGAGAGGAGCAAGUCCAGUUCGUGGGAUCAGGAUGGUUUUUGGAGGCUGGACCUUGUGGGACAGGGAGAAUUUGUGAGGGGAGUGGAGGAAAGCUUGGGCAUACCAGGUAUGAAGAAUAACGGGCCCAGAGGCAGAAGGAGGAGGCUGCAUGGGAGCAGCAGGGAGCCUGGAGAGGCUUCGUGACAUGGGGGUUUUGAGGGGAGCUCAGGCUGCAGAGACGGGCUUAAACCUGAGUGCUGGCUGUGAGGCAGGGUGGGGGGCGGGUGCCAAGUCCUGCAUCUCCCUCAGUAACUUGCAGAGUCCCAGAGCUGGCUUUUGUUGGCUUGGUGUCAGUCAGGGGAUCCCAGCAGCCUGAAUCGGCCCCCCAACUCUAGUUCAGAACCCUGAAGUCCAAGCCAUGGGGCCUUGGCGGCACUGCUCAUGCAGAGAAGGAAUCAAAAGCCAUGGAGUCUGGGGUGCCCCUUUCACUACCAACCAGAGACAGCCACAUCAAAGGCCCAGAAACCGCUGGGAGGGGCGGGCCUCUCCCUCAGAGCGUCUUCUCCCAGGGAGGCUGGCUGCCCAGGGCCUGGAGUGGAAGAGAAGAGCUGUGAAAUCCCUGUGUCCCCCAGGUGCUAGGGCUGCUUUUGGUCCCUCCUUACUGCUUGUUCUCCUGUGGACUGGGCCCUCAGUGCCCACCACCAGCAAAGGUUGGAGUUGGCAGAAGCCCAAAGCCUGGGGUGUCCGGCUCCAAACGUGGAUGUUGCUUCUCUCCUUUUGCUUCCUACUUCAGUUUCCCAGCCUGCCCAGCAGCCUCUCCAGGUCCAGAGGAAUGGGGCCUCCAGGGCUAGGAGAAGAGGGAACCAGUGGGUCACGGGGUAACUUGGCCAAUUAACGCCUUCCUACACACAGCAAGUUCCCAGACUAUUGGGAGGGAUAGUGCUGACUUCUGUGAAACCAGGUGCCUGGCCCCCAUUCCUGACACCCACUCACACCCACCCCAUCUGCCUUAACUCCUUCUCCCAGAAGACUCAGAAAUCUGGAGUCCGCCCUUCAAACCAUACAAACUCCUGGUCCUACCUCCUGACAAGGGCAGCAGGAAGUCAUGGAUAAAAAGAAAGAGUGCCUACACCCUCCAGACCCAUCCUGGGGCUGGUAUACCCCUGGCUGCUCAAUCUGACACACAAGCCCAGGAGAAGAGCUGAUGGUGGGAUUUCUGUGCCUGGAGAAAGGCUGCCCAGUUUGGGGGAGGGGUGGUUCUCUGAGUCCAAACUAAGCAGAGUGUGUUGAGGGCUCCCCAGCCACUACAGAACCUGCCCCUUCUUCCUGGGUGGGCUCUCAGCCAGUGCCCCAUCCUUCUGGAAAGAGAGACUGAAUUUCAGAGCUCUGGUGGUAACUGGUGUCUUGUCUAGCAACUGAGCACCCCAAACCACCACCCAAUCACUGCCUGGUCCUGAGGAGGAGGAGAGGAGCCCCACAAGCCUGCUUCCUGCCCUUAGCCCAGCCGUCGUCACUCUGUCCUUGAGCCAGAGUUGUCCCUGGACAGCCACGUGUGGGGUCAGCAGAAUAAUGGUCCCUCAAAGUGAUACCCACAUCCUAAUUCCUAGAACCUGUGAAUGUGUUCCCUAACUAGGUGAAAGGGACUUUGCAGACGUGAUUAAGGAUUUUGAAAUGAGAUUAUCCUGGAUUAUCCAGUGGGCCCAAUUUAACCAUGAGUCCUUUAAAGUGGAAAACCUGGGGCUGGCCCAGUGGCGUGGUACUUAAGUUCAUGUGCUCUGCUUCGAUGGCCUGGGCUUUGCAGGUUCAGAUUCCGGGUGUGGACCUACACACCGCCCAUCAAGCCAUGCUGUGGUGGUGACCCACGUACAAAAUAGAGGAAGAUUGGCACAGAUGUUAGCAACAAUCUUCCUCACCAAAAAAGAAAGAAAAAUAAAGUGGAGAACCUUCCCCAUUACAGAGAGAGAUGUGACGAGAGAGAGAGAUGUGACAGUGGAAGGGAGGCCAGAGAGAUGCAGUGUUUCUGGCUUUGAAGAGAGAGGGGCCCACCAGCCAAGGAAUGUAGGCAGCCUCUGGAAGCUGGAAAAGGCAAGGAAACAGA
Equus quagga is the source of this 5193-nucleotide messenger RNA. It is a transcript of the gene POLL, whose product is annotated as DNA polymerase lambda. Gene Ontology annotation, cellular component: nucleus. Gene Ontology annotation, biological process: double-strand break repair via nonhomologous end joining. Lineage: Eukaryota; Metazoa; Chordata; Mammalia; Perissodactyla; Equidae. Gene Ontology annotation, molecular function: DNA binding; DNA-directed DNA polymerase activity. The coding region runs from base 339 to 2066 and encodes 575 amino acids. The record is from RefSeq and is a predicted model, not a curated record. The transcript is spliced from 9 exons.